GGCGGUGGGGACUUGUAUGACUGAAUCCCCCAGUGCUUUCCUUGCGGCUGUGGACGUCGGAUUGCAAACUGUGCUAGAGACGGGUGGACUGGAUCUCCUCCCUGCAACAAAGGCCUCGCUCUUUCGCCUCGCUCUGCACGGCUUCACCACAACAACAAAGAUCAAGCAGAGCACGGCCCAGACGACUGUGAUGUCAGCAUUACGAUAUGAAAUUUGCAUUCGCUGUCGUUUGCUAGCGGUAAUGUUAAUCCCUUUUGACAAUUGUGAUUUAGAAUGGACGACCCAAAUUUACGAGAUGAAGUCAUCAUCUGGGGGAUUGGAGCUAAACAUGACACUGUGGAGCACAGAUGUCGACACUUUACUGCAAAUUUUGGAAAGUGACGGAUAUCCAAUAUCCUCGAGCUUUCACAUGGGAGCAUUUCACUUGCUGCGGCCAUACCUGCGCAGUGUUACUGAAAUGGAUGACGAUAGUGAUGACGGAGAUGUGUCCACUUUUGCGGAUUUUUUGCCGCUUCUCGAGAAUGAACGCGCUAAGACCGUUGCGAAUGACGCGUCGGAGCGAAAAGAUAUGCUUAGGGACGUGCGCAUUGUUGCGAGGCGUCUCAUGCCACGCUUUCAUCGUAUGCUCAGCUUGUGGGUCGCCCCGCUGGAUGCUGAACUUGUGCAUUCCCAGAUUCUGGAGCCCCAUCCCACGCAGCGGCUUGCCUGUCUCCUGAAGUGGGAGGGUCUGCUUGAAAUGCUUGGAGGGGAUGAAGGGGAAGACGGAAUGCCGACAGAGAGCCUGAAUGGAUAUCGUCAAGGACUUUUCCAGGCAAUUAUGACCUGGCUACUCUUCCUUGAGCAUGUAGAGGCAGUUGCGCUCUCACCAUCUUUGCGUGACGCAUAUUCUACCUAUGUAUCCCUCUUAGACAGUCUCCCUGUCCUUUUGCUGGCCUGCUUCCGCAUUUUGGGCCGCCGAGUUGGUUCUUCAGCAGACUUGGUAUCCAGCCGAUACGAUCUGCAGGAUUUGUGGGCAACGUCCCACAAGUUGGAAAGUGGAACGGGAUCCAGCGCCACAAACGGGCACGACAUUCGACGUUUGGUUGCCUAUGUAGUGGUGCGUACAAUUGUGACGUUUCCCGCGCUAGUUCGGAAAUGGUGGUCCUCUGAUUCGGAGCGUUGGCUCACCUCUAGCGUUUUCAAGUUUGUGGAGGAGUAUGCCAGUGGACGCAUCGUGCAGCGUGAGAUUGAUUUGAUACAUGCCAAGAGUAGAGGAUAUGAGUGCCCUUGGGGCGGCGGGGAGGACGAAAUCGCCGUUCGCGGCAGCACCAUCACACGGGAAGUAACUGCGCACUACCUGAAAGAUGAUUGUACCCUAGAGAUUUUGCUGCGAUUGCCACUGGCAUACCCUCUUAGGAAUGUAGAGGUGGAAUGCACGCGGAGUCUGGGCGUUUCGGCGGACAAGCUGAAUCGAUGGCAGCUCCAAAUUAUUACUCUGCUGAGCAUGCGCGAUGGAAGUAUUGUAGAUGCCGUUGCCUUAUGGGUGAAAAAUUUACAGAGGGAGUUUGAGGGUAUGGGUCCCUGUCCCAUCUGCAUGUCGAUCAUAGAAGCCCGCAACCUCUCUUUGCCUGAGCGUGAAUGUCGGACCUGCCACAAUCGUUUCCAUAACUCAUGUAUUCUCAAAUGGUUUGCCACGUCGGGUAAAAAUCGCUGCGUCCUUUGCCAGCAACCAACGAUUGGAUAACUGGAGGAAAGCAAUAGAUUCAAGUACCAUACUAAUGAAAGUAUCAAGUAUAUUAACC
Molecule: messenger RNA, 1781 nt
Organism: Nannochloropsis gaditana CCMP526
Product: e3 ubiquitin-protein ligase listerin
Exons: 1
Biological process (GO): rescue of stalled cytosolic ribosome; ribosome-associated ubiquitin-dependent protein catabolic process
Cellular component (GO): RQC complex; cytosol
Molecular function (GO): ubiquitin protein ligase activity; ribosomal large subunit binding
Source: RefSeq, a predicted model, not a curated record